Vicia faba (fava bean) is the source of this 1590-nucleotide messenger RNA. NCBI's taxonomy places the organism in Eukaryota, Viridiplantae, Streptophyta, Magnoliopsida, Fabales, Fabaceae. The record is from the annotation of a GenBank genome assembly.
AUGUCCGGAGAACUAGGAGUGCUAAAUGCACUGGAUGUGGCAAAGACACAAUUGUUCCAUUUCACUACAAUUGUGAUUGCUGGAAUGGGUUUCUUCACUGAUGCCUAUGAUCUUUUCUGCAUUUCCCUUGUCACAAGAUUACUAGGGAGAAUAUAUUACACAGAACCAAAUGCAGCAAAACCAGGAACACUUCCACCAAAUGUUCAAGCCGCUGUAACCGGUGUUGCACUAUGUGGAACACUAGCAGGCCAAUUAUUCUUCGGUUGGCUCGGGGACAAAAUGGGAAGAAAAAAAGUCUAUGGACUAACACUUAUUCUCAUGGUUGUUUGUUCAGUUGCUUCAGGUCUUUCUUUCGGAUCAAGUCCGAAAAGCGUUAUGGCAUCACUUUGUUUCUUUAGGUUCUGGCUUGGUUUUGGAAUUGGUGGUGAUUAUCCUCUUUCAGCUACAAUCAUGUCUGAAUAUGCUAACAAAAAGACGCGUGGCGCGUUUAUAGCUGCUGUCUUCGCUAUGCAAGGGUUCGGUAUCUUAGGUGGUGGAAUCGUUGCGUUGAUUGUGGCGUCUGUGUUCGAUCACAAAUAUAAUGUUCCUUCUUUUGAAGAAAAUCCGGCCGCGUCAUUGUUAUUGCCUCAAUUUGAUUAUGUUUGGAGACUUAUUCUUAUGUUUGGUGCUCUUCCGGCUGCAUUAACGUACUAUUGGCGUAUGCAAAUGCCUGAAACCGCUCGUUACACGGCUCUUGUUGCUAAGAAUGCGAAACAGGUUGCUUUGGAUAUGUCGAAGGUUUUACAAGUUGAAAUUGAAGUUGAAGAGGAAAAAGUGGAAAAAUAUACAGGCAGCGAAAGGAAUAGUUAUGGCUUGCUCAGCAAGGAAUUCGCCAAGAGACACGGUUUGCAUUUGGUUGGAACAUGUAGUACUUGGUUUUUGUUGGAUAUUGCCUUCUAUAGUCAGAAUCUUUUCCAGAAAGAUAUUUUUAGCGCAAUUGGUUGGAUCCCUCCGGCAAAAGAAAUGAGUGCAAUUCACGAGGUUUACAAGAUUGCGAGAGCGCAAACACUUAUCGCGUUGUUUAGUACUGUUCCUGGUUACUGGUUCACCGUGGCCCUAAUCGAUUACAUGGGUCGUUUCGCUAUUCAACUGAUGGGAUUCUUCUUCAUGACAGUUUUCAUGUUUGCUCUCGCUAUACCAUAUGAUCAUUGGAGUCAUAAAGAAAACAGAAUUGGGUUUGUUGUAAUGUACUCAUUAACUUUCUUCUUUGCUAAUUUUGGUCCAAAUUCUACAACAUUUGUUGUUCCGGCAGAGAUUUUUCCAGCUAGGUUAAGGUCUACUUGUCACGGAAUAUCAGCCGCUGCAGGAAAGGCUGGAGCGAUAGUUGGCGCGUUUGGAUUCUUGUAUGCUGCACAAAGUAAAGAUCCUACAAAGACCGAUAAAGGAUAUCCGACCGGUAUUGGGAUUAAGAACUCGCUUAUUAUGCUUGGUGUGAUCAACUUUGCUGGGAUGUUGUUCACUUUACUAGUUCCAGAAUCAAAGGGGAAAUCGUUGGAAGAGUUGAGUGGAGAGAAUGAAGGAGACGGUGAUAUCAAGGCCAGUGGCGAGUGA